GAAUCAUGGGUAAAGAAGGAAGACAAGCUGCAAGAAACAGUGACUAUGCAGUAGCUAGAUUUAAAUUUCUCUCCAAAUUACUUUUUGUUCAUGGUCAUUUUUAUUACAUUAGAAUAGCUACCCUUGUACAGUAUUUUUUUUAUAAGAAUGUGUGCUUUAUCACACCCCAGUUUUUAUAUCAGUUCUACUGUUUGUUUUCUCAACAAACACUGUAUGACAGCGUGUACCUGACUUUAUACAAUAUCUGUUUUACUUCCCUACCUGUUCUCAUAUAUAGUCUUUUGGAACAACAUAUAGACCCUCAUGUAUUACAGAGCAAGCCUACCCUCUAUCGGGACAUUAGUAAAAACCGUCUCUUGAGCAUUAAAGCAUUUCUGUACUGGACCACCCUGGGUUUCAGCCACGCCUUCAUUUUCUUUUUUGGAUCCUAUUUUCUUGUGGGGAAAGAUACAUCUCUGCUUGGAAAUGGCCAGAUGUUUGGAAACUGGACGUUUGGUACUUUGGUCUUCACAGUCAUGGUUAUUACAGUCACGGUAAAGAUGGCUUUGGAAACUCAUUUCUGGACUUGGAUCAACCAUCUUGUUACCUGGGGAUCUAUUAUAUUUUAUUUUAUAUUUUCUUUGUUUUAUGGUGGGAUUCUCUGGCCAUUUUUGGGAUCCCAGAAUAUGUACUUUGUAUUUAUUCAGCUCCUGUCAAGUGGGCCGGUGUGGUUUGCCAUAUUCCUCAUGGUUGUUACUUGUCUAUUUCUUGAUGUUGUGAAGAAAGUAUUUGAUCGACAGCUUCAUCCAACAAGUACAGAAAAGGCACAGCUUACUGAAGCACAUUCAAGUGUCAAGUGCUUGGACUCCAUGUGCUGUUUCCCAGGAGAGACCCCAUGCACAUCUGUUGGAAGAAUGCUGGAGCGAGUCAUAGGAAGGUGUAGUCCCAACCAUAUCAGCAGGUUGUGGAGUGCAUCGGAUCCUUUGUAUACCAAUGACAGGAGCAUCUUGACUCUCUCGCCAAUGGACUCAUCUACUUGUUAAAGGGACAGUAGGACUCUGAGGACAAGUUCACCUUCCUCAGAUUUGGGGUCUUCAUCCUAUAAAAGGCCACACUGGCUCUGAAGUUACUGUCUGAAAUGUGGAGGAGUUGAGACCGUCUUGGAGUUCCACAGGAAACAGACAGUUACAUGAACCCUCUCCAUUCUCUUUAAUUUGAAUGCAACCAUACUAAAAUUUGGGAAUAAAGAGAUACUUCCAAUCUCUUUGUCUGGUUUGUCCCUUCUGCUCAUGGGACUCCUGGUGGCAUCACAGCCUUUGCUGGGGCCACUAUACUUUAAUAUAAAGGUAGAAGAAAGGGGUAAUUUCUGGGUAUAUGUAUUUUUAGGAUUAGUGUGGUUCGGGACUCUUCUAUUUAAAUAUGCUUCUGUAAAUUAUGCUAAAGAUUUGCCUUGAGAACUCUAUUUUUUUUAUUAGAUUAUAUUUGAAGCUUUUCGUGGGGAAAGUUAAUGUGAAUAUUAAGGAGUUUUGGUCCUUCAGUGACCUGUGUUAAUUCAUUAGUGCUUUUUAAGUAACAGAGCAAAUGAAGAGAGCAAGUUUCUAACCAUUUUCUUUUUCAGUGUGGGUAGUAAGCUUUUAUGACACCAGAGUCCUUUAUUGAUACAGUAAUACAGCCAGUGAAGCUAAUGCUGCAAGUGCAAAGAUAGUUUUACGUCUCUUGUCCAAGUCAGAGGUAGAACCAUUCACUAGACUUCAAAUUGGUGUUUGCUAUUAUUUUUGUGACCAAGUAUGUAAAAUCUUUAGUGGGUAAAUUACAUACCAUUGUCACAUUAAUUUACUGAACUUGUCUUAUCUUUUGCAUGCCUCAACCUGGCUAAUAUAUUUAAACCACCACCACCCUUGUUACCCAUGCCCUCUCCAAAGACUCUGUUCAUAAUUUUAUGACAAUGUUGUAAAGUUCAAUUGUAUCAAUAAAAAACAAGUUUGAACAGUAUUUAAAUAUUGCAAAUACAUUUAAUUAUAUAAAUUAAAAUAUAAGCCAUAAAAUCUUUCUUUGGCCCACUUGACUUUCUGUAAACCAGCCUUUAGAAUAAAGGAUUUUUCUUAAGAA
Molecule: messenger RNA, 2088 nt
Organism: Cricetulus griseus (Chinese hamster)
Lineage: Eukaryota; Metazoa; Chordata; Mammalia; Rodentia; Cricetidae
Source: RefSeq, a predicted model, not a curated record